AUGCGCGUCCGCCCGGAGGAGGCUGCAGCGGUGCUGUUGCACGAAGGUGCUUCCCGUCUGAGUCUCUGCUGCGUGUGUGGUUCCCCCUCCUCUGCCCUCCUGCGUUUCGUGCAUGUGCUACUGGAGCUGCUCCGAUCGGGGCCGGCUGUGCAGAGCCCCCCCUCGCCCCCUUCUUCCUCCUCCUUUCGCCUUCCUCCCUUGUUCGUCGCUCCGUAUCUUGCCGAUGACCCGGCCCCUCCGCCGACGCCCGGGAGCAGCGCGGCCCUCCCUGGAGACUUUUUCUCGCCCCUCCGGCUUGCGACGGUCCCGCCGCUGACACCGCGUCCCGCUUCCUCGGGCUGGAUUUUCCCCUCUUGGCAAGAGGCAGAAGUGGGGAGAGGAGUCGCCUCCGCCCGGGGUUUCCGGCCUUACAAUUACAUCGGCAACUUGCGAGACCGAGAGGGGGUUUAUUCACUCGCGGGGCGGCCGUGGCCACCCCCCCCCCUCUCCCCCCCCGCCCCCUCCGCCCCGUCGGGUCCCGUCCCGUCCCGCCGCGCCCGGGCGCUGCGGGCGCCGCCCGCCGGCAGGAGCGCCGCCGAAGGAGCGCGGAGCGGCGGUGAGCGUCCCGAGCGCGGCCCGUCCGCCUCCCCCGGGCACCCCCGGCCCUCCCCGGAACAGCAGCAACAAAGGACGCCGCGGGGCGGAGGAUGUCCCCGCGGCGGGGGCACUGAGCGGGUGUCGCCGCUCCUGCCCCCCUCGGCGCCCCGGGUGUGAAGCCGGGGCAGGGCGGGGGUGCUCGCCGCGAGAACCGCGCUGCGAGGGAGCCCCGCCGCGGCCGG
Molecule: messenger RNA, 818 nt
Organism: Aquila chrysaetos chrysaetos
Lineage: Eukaryota; Metazoa; Chordata; Aves; Accipitriformes; Accipitridae
Product: basic salivary proline-rich protein 2-like
Exons: 3
Coding region: 1-753 (250 amino acids)
Source: RefSeq, a predicted model, not a curated record